Molecule: messenger RNA, 3135 nt
Organism: Notolabrus celidotus (New Zealand spotty)
Lineage: Eukaryota; Metazoa; Chordata; Actinopteri; Labriformes; Labridae
Product: nucleolar transcription factor 1-A-like
Source: RefSeq, a predicted model, not a curated record
CGCCGCUGAGGAGCCGCUGAGGAGCACCGAGAGGCCGGGGAGGGAGAGCUGAGAGCCGGGGCACCAGAGGACCCUCUCCUCGGGGCCUGGCGCUCCCGGGCAGUCCCGCAUCCAGGCUGACGGAGGCUGGCCGCCGGGUCCCCGGGCCCCGUUCCUCUGUCUCCCCGCCGGUUCAGCAUCUGGACCCAGACCAGGUUUAAGUCAUGAGGGCAGGUCUAGAGAGGAGGACGCUGGAGCAGAUUCUUCUCUCAUUAAUGUGUUUAUUGUGUCUUUAGAUUAAUGAGCUGGUUUCAGGGUCCAGUGUGUGUCAGCGGGUCUGGCUGCUGGUCUAGCCGUGGCUCUGGCUCCUGGUCUAGCCGUGGCUCUGGUUUCAUCCUCCGUCCUGGUUUUCCCGGAGUUCCUCCCCCUGCGGCGCGGGGCGGAGUUUCAUACCGGACUAGACGCUCCUUUUGUCGGAUUCGUUUCGACCUGACUCCCCGGGGUUUACGGCUGAAAAAGACCCACUUGGAAAGUCCCCAAAGAACCCGAACCAGCACAGGGGUGUGCAGAAUUGACCCGGGCUCCUGUCUGAACCGGAAGAAGGUGGAGGAGGCGGAGUCUCCUCCCUCACCUGCAGGAUGAACGGCAGCAGCAGCGUCUCGGCGGCUCAGAGCUCCAGGGUCAAAAAUGAACCAGAUGAGUGGAGUAAGGAGGACUGUCUGACCCUGUUGGAGAGGAUCCGGGGUCUCCUGCCGGACUUAGACGGCAUGAAGUAUAAAACCACCGAGUCCCACUUCGACUGGGACAAGGUCUGCUUCGGAGGAUUCAGCGGGGACAUGUGCCGCCAGAAAUGGCAGAAAGUCUCCUCAGAGGUGCGUAAGUACAGGACCAUGACGGAGCUGAUCAUCGACGCCACAGAGUUCGUGAAGAAUCCGUACAAAGGAAAGAAACUGAAGACUCAUCCUGACUUCCCCAAAAAACCUCUGACCCCGUACUUCCGCUUCUUCAUGGAGAAACGAGCCAAAUACGCCAAGAUCCACCCGGAGAUGAGCAACCUGGACCUGACCAAGAUCCUGUCCAAGAAGUACAAGGAGCUGCCCGACAAGAAGAAGCAAAAAUACAUCACGGAGUUUCAGAGAGAGAAGGAGGAGUUUGAGAAGAACAUGGCCCGCUUCAAGGAGAAUCAUCCAGACCUGAUCGAGGAGAGGAAGAAGUCCGACCUACCAGAGACCAAGACCCCCCAACAGCUGUGGUACAACCACGAAAAGAAGGCCUACAUGAAGCUGCACCCCGAGGUGAGCCAGAAGGAGCUGAAGGAGGCCCUGAGGAGGCAGUGGUCCCAGCUGUCCGACAAGAGGAGACUCAAGUGGAUCAGCAAGGCCCUGGAGCUCCAGAAAGACUACGAGGGCAGUAUGAGGGCGUACCAUGAGGCUCAUCCUGAGGUGAACUCGGAGGAUCAUGUUCGCUCCGUCCUCACUAAAGCCGAGCGACAGCUGAAGGACAAGUUCGACGGACGGCCGACCAAACCUCCGCCUAAUGGGUACUCCCUGUACUGCGCGGAGCUGAUGGUGAACAUGAAGGACGUCCCGAGCACCGAGCGGAUGGUUCUGUGCAGCAAACAGUGGAAACUGAUGACGCAGAAAGAGAAGGACAUGUUCCAGAAACGCUGUGAGCAGAAGAAGAAACAGUACGACAUCGACCUGCAGAGGUUUCUGGAGAGUCUCCCUGAGGAGGAACGAGACCGGGUCAUGACAGAGGAGAAACUGGGCGGAGCCAGACUUGGAGGAGGCGUGACCUCCAGCCCACACAGAGCCAAAUCCCCUUCUGUCAAGGAGCGGGGUCGAGAGGCGGAGCCUGAGCAGUGGGUUCCCGCCGGUCCUCUCAAAGAGAGGCGGGACGGGAAGAAGACGGCAAAGCUCCCAGAGACGCCAAAGACAGCGGAGGAGAUGUGGCAGCACAGCGUGAUCGGAGACUACCUGGCUAAAUACAGAAGCGACCGCAGGAAGGCGCAGGCGGGCAUGGAGGCGGCGUGGAAGUCCAUGGAGAAGAAGGAGAAGAUCCCGUGGAUCAAGAAGGCCGCAGAGGACCAGAAGCGUUACGAGGUUCAGUACCAACCCGUGAGGGAGCUGGUGGACAUGCGGUCUCCUGUGGGGGGUCAGACUCAGAGGAAACCGAAGUUCGACGGGGAACCAAAGAAACCUCCGGUGAGCGGGUAUCAGAUGUUCUCCCAGGAGCUGCUGACCAAUGGGGAGCUGAACCACUUCAGCCUGAAGGAGCGGAUGGUGGAGAUCGGGAAGAGGUGGCACAAGCUGAGCCAGACUCAGAAAGACAAGUACAAGAAGCAGGUGGAGGAGCAGCAGGGCGAGUACAAGGCCGAGCUGGAGGCCUGGGUCAAGUCUCUCUCUCCUCAGGACCGAGCCGUCUACAAAGAGUUCUCCUCCUCCAAACGCCGCAGCACCGCCAAAGCCCGCAGCAGCCCGGGCGCCAAGGUCCGAGUGACGGCCAAGGGCAAGGCGGCGAGCUCCAGAGCCGCCACACAAACGGUGGGGGUGGCCAAGAGGGCGAUGGCGUACCGCGCCAAGCAGGACAUGUCUGACUCUGACGAGGAGAAGAGCGACUCGUCUGACUCUGAUGAAGAUGACGAGACGUCGGGGUCCUCAGACAGUGAGGAUGAUGAUGAGAAUGACGAUGAGGAUGACGAGGACGAUGAAGAUCAGAGCUCCUCUGAGGAAUCCAGUGACUCUGACUCGGACUAGCCCCUCCCCUUCCACCUCAUUGGAGAGGACAGGCUGUGCAGGCCACGCCUCCUCUCUUGCCAAUCAUCCUGGCAGACCAAUGAGAAGUGACAUCAGACCGUGGCCACGCUGGCCCCUCCCACUUUCCCUGAGGGGGCGGAGCCUGACAGUGUUUUGUUACUGUGUGUUUGUUUCCGUUUUUAUUGAGUGUUUGUUGGUUUUUAUCAGCCUGAUGUUUCGGAGGGGUGGAGACAUUUGUUUUAUUUUUCUGAGUGAUGGAGGGGGCGGGGUUUGUACAGUUCAACAGAGAGGGAGGGGCGGAGUCUAUCUGUAUGUUAGCGCUGAGGGAGGAGCCAGUGUUCAGCCUCCAAUCAGCCGCCUGCAGGAGAAAAUUAUUAACAAAUAAAUGCACUUUUUCUCA